GGUAAAGCAGCACUGAUUGGCUGCUGUGGAGGUGGAGGAGAGAAUUUAAUACACAAAACCUCAACUUCAGUCAACUUCAGAAAGUCGCAGCCCUGACACAGUUAUGGAGUUGAAAAUUCUCCUUUUUUUUGUCGUGACUCUUCUCUGUGGGAUAUGUGCUGCUGGGCCUGCAGGGAAGGAGUUUGCAAUUUCUUUUAUGCAGAAUUAUAAGUAUACAGGUGUACCACAUUUCAGUGUAGAUGUCUCUAGCCCCCCAAGUUCUCUCUUAAGCACAAAUGUGAAGGUGACUGCCCUGGGAAAUGUCUUUGAGGCCACUCUUCAACCAGGAACUGGCAAGUCUUUCUUGCUUCCUGAUGGGGUAGAGAUGACUGGAAGCUCACAAAACAGACAGACUGUCCAGGUAGAAGCUGAUCAGGACGUUCUGGUGUUGUCACUAAACUAUAAGCCUUACACAGCUGACACUUCAGUGAUCUACCCUAUCAAAGACUGGGGUACAGAGUAUUACCUCUAUACUCCACAGAUGGGUCCACCUGGUCAAUAUAAAGAGUUCUCUAUUACCAAUCAAGGCAUACAAAACAGUGUGGCGAUUCUGUUCAACGGUAUGGUGACAUUUGCUGGGCAGCAAUACACAAGAGGUAGCACACUUAUCAUUAAUCUGGAACCUUUUGAAAGUGUGCAAAUCCAAAGUGAAGAAGAUCUGACUGGCUCCAAAGUAUCUGCCAAGCAACCAGUGGCAGUCUUUACAGGACACAGCUGUACCUGGUAUUUUACAGAUUGUAAUCAUGUGUAUGAACAACUGCUUCCUGUAAGUAGCUGGGGAAAGGAGUUUGUAGUUGCAACUCUUGCAUACAAAAAACCCUCAUACAGAUUUGAUACAGUAGUCAUUCAGGCCUCAGAGAACACUGAAAUCCAAAUAACUACUCAAGAUGGCGUAGAUUCCAAAACACCAAAACAAAUGGCGGCUGGAGAAACGCUCUAUAUGAAUCUUCCAUAUCCAAACUCUCUGCAUGUAAUUGCUGAUAAAGCAGUUCAAGUGUUAUAUCAAUUUAAUGGUGGAAUUACAGAAGGUGGAGAAACAAAUGAUCCCUUCCUCAUUACUGUCCUUCCUGUAAACCGAUUUAGCACUUCAUAUACAAUGGAUAGUCAAGUUGGCUUUACCAAUGAAGCUAUUAUUAUAGCUCAAACCAAAGACUUGGGAAAAAUGACACUAGAUAAUAAGCCAUUACCGAAUGACCUGCAGUGGACUCAAGCAGGGAAAAGUGAAUACUCAUGGACACAGUUCAGUUAUGCUGAAGGCACAGGCUUCCAUCAAGUCUCCCAUUCAGACUCACCUUUCGCUCUGUACAGCUUUGGUGCAUCAAAAGAAAAUGGAUAUGGAUCUCCUGCCCCUGCUAAUCCUCCAGCUAAAGUUGGUGUCUGCUGGGUCAUGGGAGAUCCACAUUACCGUACAUUUGAUGGCAGUUACUACAACUUUAUGGGCAACUGUACAUAUAUCAUGGCAAAGAACUGUGAAGUGGACAAUUUUCACCCUGCUUUUGAAGUCCAAGCUGAGAAUGAACGCCUUGGCAGUGCAAAAACUACAGCUGUCAGCAAAAUCAUUAUCAAAGUCUAUGGUAUAAACAUCACAAUUGUCCGGCAUGAGACUGGCAUUGUCCGAAUUAGUGAUUCACUCUGGUACCUUCCGAUCUCCUUGGACAAUGGCAGAAUAACUCUUCAGCAAAGCGGUCUGUCAGUUAUUAUCAAUACAGACUUUGGUCUGUCAGUGCAAUAUGAUUGGGAUCAAUAUAUGGUGGUGAAUAUACCAGGGAGCUUCAUGGGAAGAAUGUGUGGCAUGUGUGGGAACUUCAAUGGAAAGAAGGAGGAUGACCUUACCAUUCCCAGCGGCAGUGUAGCAGGCAGUAUUCCACAACUGGGAAAGAGCUGGAGAGUACCAGGUUUACCAGGAGAUGCCUACUGCAGUGAUGAUUGUGUGGGCCAGUGUGAGAGCUGUCAGGGAGAAUCUUGGUUCGAACGUUUGGCAGCAAAGGCCUUCUGUCACUUGACCACAAUGCUUACUGAUGGUCCAUUCCGAGAUUGCAACUCUGUCAUUGAUUCCAAUAUUUUCUAUGAAAAUUGCCUCUUCGACUACUGUAUGGGAAAAGGAUACAAAAACUUCCUAUGUAAGACAGCAGAGAUUUACACUGAUGCUUGUCAGCGAGCUGGUGUCCAUGUAUAUAACUGGAGACACCUAAUUGGCUGUUCCAAACCUAAAUGCCCGGCUAAUAGUCACUUUGAGUCAUGUGCUUGCCCUGCUACCUGUGAGAAUCCCACUCCAUCUGCUGCAUGUAAAGCAAACUGUGUAGAGGCUUGCACUUGUGAUGAUGGAUACUUGUUGAGUGGAAACAAGUGUGUUCCUAAGAAUCAUUGUGGCUGUGUGUACAAAAGUGGAGGUGAUGAGCGUUAUUUACAGGCUGGAGAAUCCAUCUGGGCUGAUAACAACUGCAGCAAAAACUGUACAUGCAAUUCAAAUAAUGGUCAAGUUGUAUGUGAAAACAGUGGAUGCCCUGGUGGAACUGAAUGCAGUGUAGUAAAUGGGAUCAGAGAUUGCCAUCCUGUACAUCAUGCCACUUGUAAUAUUUAUGGAGAUCCUCAUUACAAUACGUUUGAUAACAGCAGCUACAGCUUCCAGGGCACUUGUACUUAUAUUGCCACUAAGGGCUGCCAUCUGAAUGGAACAAAACUCACUCCAUUUGCAGUUAUAGUAGAAAAUGCACAGUGGGAUGACAUCCAAACCACUCCAAAGGUCUCCAUGGCAAAGGUGGUGAUUGUCCAAGUGUAUGGAAUGACAUUAGUGCUGCAAAGGAAUCAACUAUACAAGAUAAUGGUUAAUGGAUUAUUGACGAACAUUCCUGUAAGUCUGGAUAACGGAAAAGUAAGGGUCCAGCGAGAAUGCGAUCAAAAUGUAAUACUAACAGACUUUGGCCUGAGAGUCACCUUUAAUAUGGUUUACCACGUCACAAUUACAGUCCCAAGCACGUAUGCAGGAAAGACCUGUGGCUUGUGUGGAAACUUUAAUGGUAAUAAGAAUGACGAUUACCUCUUGCCAAAUGGCAAAGAAACCAAAGAACUGAAAACAUUUGCUGCUGCAUGGAAAGUACCUGUUCCUGGUAUUAAAUGUGAUGAUGGCUGCAGUGGUGAUGUCUGUCCAAUAUGCCCUGAAGAUAAGAAAAUUGCCUUUGAAAAGGACUGUAGUAUUAUUACCAACCCUGAAGGUCCAUUCGCCGCUUGCCACAGUGUAAUUAACCCUGACUCCUACUUCAAAGAUUGUGUCUAUGAUGUCUGCAUGGGUGAAGGAAAUCGAAAGAUGCUCUGUCAAGACAUUGCUGCAUACAUGACUGCAUGUCAGGAUGCAGGUGUUACUGUUCAAAAGUGGAGAACACCAACAUUCUGUCCCUUUACCUGUCCUGACAACAGUAACUAUGAAAUCUGUGCAAAAGCAUGUGAUGCACCUUGCCUUGGCCUUACUGAUGUAAUGAACUGUGAUAUUAAGACUUGUGCUGAAGGCUGCAUGUGUAACCAUGGAUUCUUUAACAAUGGGACUGGCUGCAUUACAGCAGAUCAGUGUAGCUGUUAUGAGAAUGGACACACCUAUAAGAUUAAUGAGACUGUCAUCACAGAAUCUUGCAAAGAAAGUUUGACUUGCCUUCCAUCUGGAAAAGUAAUUCAUAAAUCCAUAGAAUGCAGUUCUAUUGAAGUCUGUGAAAUUCAGAACGGGGUUCUUGGCUGCUAUCCAAAACCUAAUGCUUCACCAGGUAUCUGUUGGGUAAUGGGAGAUCCACACUACCGUACUUUUGAUGGCGAGUACUACAACUUCAUGGGAAACUGUACUUACAUCAUGGCUAAAAACUGCAAAGCAGACAAGGACCACGCAGCAUUUGAAGUCCAGGCCGUGAAUAAACGUACUGGAAGCUCAAAAGGCACCAGUGUCAGUCAAGUCAUCAUUCAAGUCUAUGGUCAAACCAUUACCAUUGUACAACAUGAGAAUGGGCUUGUCAGAAUUGAAGAUUCACUGUGGUAUCUUCCAAUCUCUAUGGACAAUGGCAGAAUAACUCUUCAGCAAAGCGGUCUGUCAGUUAUUGUUGAGACAGACUUUGGAUUGUCAGUGCAGUAUGAUUGGGAUCAAUAUUUGGUGGUGAAAAUACCAGUUAGUUUUGCAGGAAGGAUGUGUGGCAUGUGUGGGAACUUCAAUGGAAUUAAGGGUGAUGACCUUACUACUCCUAGUGGCAGUGAGGCAAGCAGUAUAACACAACUGGGAAAGAGCUGGAGAGUACCAGGUGCUGUGGGAGAAGCCUAUUGCACAGAUGAUUGUGUAGGUCAGUGUGAGAGCUGUCAGGGAGAAUUAUGGAUUGAACGUCUAGCAGCAGAGUCUUUCUGUCACUUGGCCACCAUGCUGACUGAUGGUCCAUUCCGAGAUUGCAACUCUCUUAUUGACCCUAAGGUUUUCUAUGAAAAUUGUCUUAUGGACUUCUGCAUGGGAAAAGGUUUUAAGAAUUUUCUGUGUAAAACAGCACAGAUAUAUGCAGAUGCUUGUCAGCGAGCUGGUGUUCAUGUGCAUGACUGGAGACACAUCAUUGGCUGUCCGACACCUACAUGUCCUGCUAACAGUCACUAUGAGUCCUGUGCUUGCCCUGCUACCUGUGAGAAUCCCACUCCUUCUGCUGCAUGCAAAGCAAACUGUGUAGAGGCUUGCACUUGUGAUGAUGGAUACUUGUGGAGUGGAAACAAGUGUGUUCCUAAGAAUCAGUGUGGCUGUGUGUACAAAAGUGGAAGUGAAGUGCGUUACUUACAGGCUGGAGAAUCCAUCUGGGAUGAUAACAACUGCAGCAAAAACUGUACCUGCAACCCCACAAAUGGUAAAAUUAUUUGUGAAAAUGCACAAUGUCCAGCUGGAACAGCAUGCAAUGUUUCUAAUGGGAUCAGAGCCUGCCAACCACUCUCUCAAGCCACCUGUAACAUCUAUGGAGAUCCUCACUACAACACGUUUGAUAAUGGCACCUAUGACUUCCAGGGCACUUGUACGUACACUGCCGCUCAGGGCUGCCAUCUGGAUGGAACAAAACUCACUCCAUUUGCAGUCAUAGUAGAGAAUGAGAAAUGGAAUGAAAUCCAAACCACUCCAAAUGUCUCGAUGGCCAAGGUGGUUGUUGUGGAGGUGUACGGCAUGAUUAUAAUUCUGCGAAGAAAUCAGCUACAUCAGGUCAUGGUAAAUGGUGUCCUAACUAAUAUACCUGUAAGUCUUAAUGAAGGAGAAGUGAUAGUCCAGCAGGUGGGCUACAACAACGUAAUCUUUACAAACUUUGGUCUAAGAGUGGCCUAUGACAUGAUUUACCACGUUAUUAUCACAGUCCCCAGCACUUACCUUGGAAAGACCUGUGGCAUGUGUGGAAGCUAUAAUGGUAAUAAGAAUGACGAGCUCCUGCUGCCAGAUGGGAAAGCAGUAGAAAAAACAGACAUAAUAACAUUUGGAAAUGCUUGGAAAGUGGCUGUCCCUGGUAUUGUGUGUGAUGAUGGCUGCAGUGGUGAUUUCUGUCCAAAGUGUGCCGAAGAUCAGAAAGUUGUAUUUGAAAAGGACUGUAGUAUUAUUACCAACCCUGAAGGUCCAUUUGCUGCCUGUCACAGUGUAAUUAACCCUGAAUCCUACUUCAGAGAUUGUGUAUAUGAUGUCUGCAUGAGCAAGGGAGAUCAGCAUAUGCUGUGCCACAGUGUCACUGCAUACAUGACUGCCUGUCAGGACUUUAAAAUCCCUGUUAAAAACUGGAGAACACCAACAUUUUGCCCUCUGAAAUGUCCUGACAACAGUGUUUAUGAAAUCUGUGCAACGGCAUGCGACACACCUUGUCCUGGCCUCAGUGAUGUCAUGAAAUGUAAUAUUCAGACCUGUGUCGAAGGCUGUAGGUGUAAACCUGGAUUCUUUAGCAAUGGGACAGGGUGUGUUAAAAAGAAUCAGUGUAGCUGUUAUGCGAAUGGAAUAACCUUUAAGAUUGGUGAGGUUGUUGUCCAAGAAGGUUGUCAAGAAAAAAUGAUAUGUCAGCAAACUGGUAUAGUGAAAUAUGAAAGCAUGACAUGUAAAACUGAUGAAAUAUGCCAGAUAGAGAAUGGUGUUACUGGAUGUUACCCAAAACAGUGCAAGUUGGAGAUCGCAGGCUCCUUUACGCUUUUCAAUGGAACAAUUUGGAACAUCCCGUCUAUGGGAGCGUAUGAUUUGGUGUACGUAUGUGACAAUACCGUUAUAGGGAUGUGGUUCCGUGUGGUGGGAGUGUUGCAAGAGAGAAAUGGAGUCCUCACUACUGUAGCUGUUCAUGUCUUCUUUGACAAUGUUCUUGUCACUGUUACCAGCCAGAAUGAUAUUUGGUUCAAUGGCAAAAAGGUGACUGUUCCUACUAUGGUAAACCAUGAGGUAAUUUUUAAGGUCAUUGAUCAGACAGUGAUCAUUGAGAAGACAUCUGUCAUGAGAUUGUCCUACAGUCAAUCACAGGAGCUCACAAUCACAGUGAACAAAGCAAUUGCUGAUAAAGUUUGUGGCGCAUGUGGAAAAUUAACUGGCUCUAUUACUGGCGAAAGCAUAAUGUUCUAUAUGGAUCAAUACCGAGCUCUUGAUUUUCCCACUUGCACCGUGUGAUGAGGAAAGAACUGCUAAUAAAUUCUGGAGGCUGGGAGCUUCAACCAAACAAAAUGUCUGAAAAUAUACCAUAUGAUUUCAUACAUGAUUUUCUGAAAUUAUAAAUCAAAAUCUAAAAAUAAAUAAAGCACUUGCAAUAUGA
Molecule: messenger RNA, 6800 nt
Organism: Tachysurus fulvidraco (yellow catfish)
Lineage: Eukaryota; Metazoa; Chordata; Actinopteri; Siluriformes; Bagridae
Product: IgGFc-binding protein
Exons: 17
Coding region: 104-6658 (2184 amino acids)
Source: RefSeq, a predicted model, not a curated record